This is a messenger RNA of Aspergillus nidulans FGSC A4, 1422 nucleotides long. Its product is annotated as aldehyde dehydrogenase family protein. The transcript has 2 exons. The record is from RefSeq and is a predicted model, not a curated record. The coding region runs from base 1 to 1422 and encodes 473 amino acids. NCBI's taxonomy places the organism in Eukaryota, Fungi, Ascomycota, Eurotiomycetes, Eurotiales, Aspergillaceae. Gene Ontology annotation, molecular function: oxidoreductase activity; aldehyde dehydrogenase (NAD+) activity.
AUGCUUCUUGACACUACUACAUUUCACAAUGUUAUCAACGGCCAGUUGACAUCCACGGCCACUACCCGCCACUCCCUGAACCCAGCUACCAAGAAAGAGAACCCGGCCGUCCCGGUCAGCACGGCCAAAGACGUCGACGACGCUGUCUCUGUCGCAAAGACUGCCUUCAAGUCAUGGUCGCGCACCAGCUACGAGGAACGCCGCAGGGCGUGCCUCGCCUACGCCGACACCCUUGAAGCCAACAAGGAGGCUCUGGCGGCACUCCUCACCCAGGAGCAAGGGAAACCGCUCGACCAGGCCGCCGUCGAGGUCGGCAUGGCCGUCACCUGGACCCGGCAGUUGCCCACGAUUGAGAUCCCCGAGAACGUCAUCCAGGAUAAGGAGGAGUGCCGGAUCGUCCAGCGGUACACGCCGCUCGGCGUGGCGGCCGCUAUUGUGCCCUGGAACUUCCCCGUCCUGCUGGCAGUGGGCAAGAUAAUCCCCGCUGUUUACACGGGAAAUACAGUGAUUGUAAAACCGUCUCCCUACACGCCGUACUGCGCCCUCAAACUCGCCGAGCUGGCGAUCUCGCACUUUCCGCCCGGCGUCAUCCAGGCGCUCAGUGGGGGAGACGAUCUUGGGCCCAUGAUCACCGAGCACCCUGGGAUCGACAAGAUCUCGUUCACAGGCUCGACGGCUACUGGUAAGAAGGUCAUGGCCAGCGCGUCGAAGACGAUCAAGCGCGUCACUCUCGAGCUGGGCGGCAACGACGCCGCGAUUGUCUGCGACGACGUCGAUAUCGACAAGGUCGUUCCUAACCUCGCUAUCCUCUCCUUCCUGACCUCCUCGCAGAUCUGCAUGAUGAUCAAACGUCUCUACGUGCACGAAAAGAUCUACGACAAGUUCCUGCAAAAAUUUGUCGCGUUUGUCUCCAACUUCAAGGUCGGCGCCGGCACGCAGGAAGGCGUCUUCAUCGGCCCUGUGCAGAACGAGAUGCAGUAUAAGAAGGCCAAGGACCUCUUCUCCAGCAUCGAGUCCGAGAAGCUCUGCGCUGUCUUGGGCGGCACAAUCACCGCGUCUGACGGCUACUACAUCGCGCCAACGAUCAUCGACAACCCGCCCGAGAGCUCGCGCGUCGUGCAGGAGGAACCGUUUGCGCCUAUUCUGCCGGUGCUCAAGUGGUCCGACGAGGACGACGUGAUUGCGCGUGCCAACGGAACCGACAGCGCUCUGGCAGCGAGCGUCUGGAGUGUGGAUAUGGAGCGGGCGCAGCGUAUUGCGGGGCAGCUGGCCGGAGGGUCAGUGUGGAUCAACUCGCACUUCGAGGUCAGUCCAUUUGCCCCGUUUGGGGGGCACAAGAGCUCGGGCAUUGGCGUGGAGUGGGGGCUGUCGGGGUUGUUGGGGUACUGCAAUUCGCAGACGAUAUGGAUGAAGAAGGCGUAG